AGUGACCAUACUAGAACUGUACAACCGGGGUAGGCCAUGGUGAGGCACCUAUAAUGUUAUCAAGCCUGCCCUUCCCAGAAUCCAAUGACAGACAUUAGGGGCCUCCCACCCAUCAUGGUUGGUGAACCAUAUCCUGGAGUGGCCCUUGGGGUGGAGGAAGGUCUACUCUGCCAGCUGCUUCAUUCUCCAGAAUUCAACUUAUUCCCCAAUUCGGCUGUCUUUGAAAGCAACUUCAUCCAGGUCACAAAGACUGAGGACUGGGUAGAUGUUGAGGAUAGGUCCACAACUGUGGUCCUUGGAGUGACCUCCUCAGUGCCAAGCCUGCCACUACCAAACAUCUUCCUGAUGGCUAAGGUCACCUGGCCCCAGGGACAUUUAUCAACAUGGACCAAACCCAUCAAUCCACCAACUAUCACUCUUAGUAGGAUUGUCCCACUGAAAUUUGUGGAGAUCAUGAUCUAUGACAGGUCCCAACGUAUCCUGAGGGUCAGAACUGUGACUGAAAAGAUCUAUUACAUGAAGCUCCAUCCCAAACACCCUGAAGCUGUCUUCCAUUUCUGGAUUCGACUGGUGAACAUUCUGGAGAAGGGCCUGUCCAUCACCACCAAAGAUCCUAGAAUCCAUGUGAAUCAUUGCUUGGUGCCCAAAACCCCUAGCACAACCAUUCUGCAAGAAGUAAAGUCAACAAAAUAUGACCCAUCAAUCUCUCAGUCAAGUGAGAGCCUGAUGCUGCUGGGGGCCACAGGGAUACAUGAAACCUUCUCUGAUCUCUCUAUAGAUCUUACCACCAAGAAAGACCGACUAAAGAGAAGUUGUACCAGCAGUAAAACCAAUGAAACUGAGAUCAAAGGAGAUGCCCGAUCCAACUCAGGAUAUGCCAGAGAAAAACAAGACAAGUGGGAUAUUCAACAAUAUUCUGGGUACAACUCGAAUGACAAAGAUAAACUAAAGUGGACAGAAUCUUUGAACCAUGGCCUCUGGGAACAAGAGAACCCUUCUGGGUUGCAGCCACUUUCUCGGCUCGGCACCCUAGCAGCCUCCCCCCAUCAAGUUCGGCCACAGUCUUAGGAAGAGGGUCUUUUGACGCUGAUGACUCUGACCCCCAGAAGUUAGAGAGUGAUCGUCCCUCUUCACUACACUAGAACGUCACUAUAGCACUGUCAUGGAGGCCACACCAUGGAAUCAUCCUAGAGGCGAAACAGGGUUAGAACAAGGCUUUUCCUGUACUUCCACUGAAUAAAUCCCACUUGAUUGGGAAGCAAGGCUGCCCCAUGUUGU
Trichosurus vulpecula (common brushtail) is the source of this 1278-nucleotide messenger RNA. Its product is annotated as protein FAM71F2-like. Lineage: Eukaryota; Metazoa; Chordata; Mammalia; Diprotodontia; Phalangeridae. The record is from RefSeq and is a predicted model, not a curated record. Gene Ontology annotation, cellular component: nucleus. The transcript has 6 exons. Bases 85 to 1068 code for a protein of 327 amino acids.